CGCUUCCUCGCGUAGUGCGAGCGCCCGAGGCCGGCUCCGGGGAUGUAAGAGGAAAAGCCUUCGGCUGCUGGGAAUCCGCUCGGGAUCUGCCAGCCGGGGCCGGGUUCCAGCUCGUCAGUUCGGGAGGCGCCCAGGCUUGGCUUCCCCGCGUGCCCAGAAAGAUGAAUCCGUCCUCGGUGCCCCAUCCGCUCCCGCCGCCAGGGCAACAAGUCAUCCACGUCACGCAGGACCUCGACACGGACCUCGAAGCCCUCUUCAACUCUGUCAUGAAUCCCAAGCCCAGCUCGUGGCGGAAAAAGAUCCUCCCGGAGUCCUUCUUUAAGGAGCCCGAUUCCGGCUCGCACUCGCGCCAGUCCAGCACCGACUCAUCGGGCGGCCACCCCGGGCCUCGACUAGCUGGCGGCGCGCAGCACGUCCGCUCGCACUCGUCGCCCGCAUCCCUGCAGCUAGGCACCGGUGCGGGCGCCGCUGGAGGCCCUGCACAGCAGCAUGCACAUCUCCGCCAGCAGUCCUAUGACGUGACCGACGAGCUGCCGUUGCCCCCCGGGUGGGAGAUGACCUUCACGGCCACUGGCCAGAGAUAUUUCCUUAAUCACAUAGAAAAAAUCACCACAUGGCAAGACCCUAGGAAGGUGAUGAAUCAGCCUCUGAAUCAUGUGAACCUCCACCCCACCAUCACUUCCACAUCGGUGCCACAGAGGUCCAUGGCAGUGUCCCAGCCCAAUCUUGCGAUGAAUCACCAACACCAGCAAGUCGUGGCCACUAGCCUGAGUCCACAGAACCACCCGGCUCAGAACCCACCCACGGGGCUCAUGAGUGUGCCCAAUGCACUCACCACGCAGCAGCAGCAGCAGCAGAAACUGCGGCUUCAGAGGAUCCAGAUGGAGAGAGAGAGGAUCAGGAUGCGUCAAGAGGAGCUCAUGAGGCAGGAAGCUGCUCUCUGCCGACAGCUCCCCAUGGAAACCGAGACCAUGGCCCCUGUCAACACGCCUGCCAUGAACACAGAUAUGAGAUCUGUCACCAACAGUAGCUCAGAUCCUUUCCUCAAUGGAGGGCCCUAUCAUUCACGGGAGCAGAGCACAGACAGCGGCCUGGGGUUAGGAUGUUACAGUGUCCCUACAACUCCAGAAGACUUCCUCAGCAACAUGGAUGAGAUGGACACAGGUGAAAAUUCGGGUCAGACACCCAUGACCGUCAAUCCCCAGCAGACCCGCUUCCCUGAUUUCCUGGACUGCCUCCCAGGAACAAAUGUUGACCUCGGGACUUUGGAGUCUGAAGAUCUGAUCCCCCUCUUCAAUGAUGUAGAGUCUGCUCUGAACAAAAGCGAGCCCUUCCUCACCUGGCUGUAGUGUGAUGCCGCCGUGAGCUGACGUGUCCUGGGCCUUGUGGACCAAGUGCUGGAGCGGAGCGGGCCUGCAGCUGCACCGCGGUCUGCCCUCGUACUCACACUCCUUGUCCAUGUGGCCGCUUAAUCAUUGCCUGGUUUUGAUUUGCAGGAACUUACGUUACACACAAAUAAAUAUUCUCUUUUCAUUUUC
This is a messenger RNA of Rattus norvegicus (Norway rat), 1538 nucleotides long. RefSeq names its product WW domain containing transcription regulator 1 (gene Wwtr1). Gene Ontology annotation, cellular component: cytoplasm; nuclear body; cytosol. Gene Ontology annotation, biological process: negative regulation of fat cell differentiation; hippo signaling; SMAD protein signal transduction. The transcript is spliced from 7 exons. NCBI's taxonomy places the organism in Eukaryota, Metazoa, Chordata, Mammalia, Rodentia, Muridae. Bases 162 to 1349 code for a protein of 395 amino acids. The record is from RefSeq and is marked provisional. Gene Ontology annotation, molecular function: transcription coregulator activity; transcription corepressor activity; protein homodimerization activity.